Messenger RNA from Delphinapterus leucas (beluga whale), 5024 nucleotides. Lineage: Eukaryota; Metazoa; Chordata; Mammalia; Artiodactyla; Monodontidae. The record is from RefSeq and is a predicted model, not a curated record.
CGGUAGAUGCGGCGCGGCGGUGCGAAGUGAAGGCGAAGAGUCCUGCGCUGCGUUAGCCGCGGGAGACUGGGGUUUCUCGAACCGCUGCGGUAUCUGAAGAGGGAUGGAAAGGCCCACCUUCCUUGGGGGUUUCGUUUUGUCACAGGCCUCCUUUUUCCAUUGCGGAUGUUGAAACUUCGGUGCAUUAUAAGUUCUGCGGAAGUCUGAAAGACCCCUCCCUUAGAGCAGGAGUCCAGAUCUUACGUAAAAUGGAUGUUUCUCACGCUAGAUACUGAAUAUUAAGUAGAAAAUCUGUUUAGUAAAAUCUAAGCUGCCAUGGAAGAAAUACCAGUAAAAGUUGCUGUAAGAAUUAGACCUCUGCUGUGCAAAGAAGUUCUUCAUAAUUAUCAAGCUUGUGUGAGAGUUAUUCCAAACACGCAACAAGUUAUCAUUGGGAGAGAUAGAGUCUUUACUUUUGAUUUUGUUUUUGGCAAAAAUUCCACUCAAGAUGAAGUUUAUAAUACCUGUAUAAAGCCACUAGUGUUGUCACUCAUUGAGGGCUAUAACGCAACUGUUUUUGCCUAUGGACAAACUGGAUCUGGGAAGACAUACACCAUUGGAGGAGGCCAUGUUGCUUCAGUUGUGGAGGGUCAAAAAGGUAUCAUUCCUCGUGCUAUCCAAGAAAUAUUUCAAAACAUCUCUGAAAAUCUUAGCAUUGACUCUAAGAUAAAAGUGUCUUAUAUAGAAGUAUACAAGGAAGACCUAAGAGAUCUUCUAGAAUUGGAGACAUCUAUGAAGGAUCUUCACAUCCGAGAAGAUGAAAAGGGAAACACAGUGAUUGUUGGGGCCAAGGAAUGCCAGGUGGAGACUGCAGAUGAAGUGAUGAGUCUCCUGGAGAUGGGGAAUGCAGCCAGGCAUACGGAUACCACCCAAAUGAACGAGCACUCCAGUAGGUCACACGCGAUUUUCACAAUCAGCCUUCGUCAAGUGGCGAAAAAUAAAGAGGCAGCUGAAGAUGGACCGUGGUAUUCCCAUCAGCAUAUUGUCUCAAAGUUCCACUUUGUGGAUUUGGCUGGAUCAGAAAGAGUAACCAAAACAGGGAAUACUGGUGAACGGUUCAAAGAAUCCAUUCAAAUCAACAGUGGCUUGCUGGCUUUAGGAAACGUAAUAAGCGCUCUUGGGGACCCACGCAGGAAGAGUUCACAUAUUCCAUACAGGGAUGCUAAAAUUACCCGGCUUCUGAAAGAUUCCCUGGGAGGCAGUGCCAAGACCGUCAUGAUCACCUGUGUCAGCCCAUCCUCCUUGGAUUUUGACGAGUCCUUAAAUUCUCUCAAAUAUGCCAACAGAGCACGCAACAUUAGAAACAAACCCACCUUAAACUUCAGCCCUGAGUCAGACCGUAUGGGCGAAAUGGAAUUUGAGAUUAAGUUGCUUCGAGAAGCUUUGCAAAGCCAGCAGGCUAGUAGCAACCAAACUAGCCAGAUCCAUCGGGAGGGGACUCCUGAUAAAAAUAGGAUCCAUUCUCUUGAGGAGCAAGUUGCUCAGCUACAAGGAGAAUGUUUGGGUUACCAAAAUUGUUUAGAGGAAGCCUUUACCUUCCUGGUGGACUUAAAAGAUUCUGUCAGACUAAACCAAAAUCAGCAACACAAACUGCAGGAGUGGUUUAACGUGACCCAGGAGGUCACCUCAUUCAGAGGACACCAAGGCAUUGGAAACCUGGAAGAAGGACCACAGCAUAUUACAGUUCUCCAGCUGAAGCGAGAGCUUAAGAAAUGCCAGUGUGCUCUUGCUGCUGCUGAAGUAGUAUUUAAUCAGAAGGACCUGGCAGUGAAGGAACUAAAGAAUCAAAUGCAAAUGAUGAUGCAGGAAAACAAAGGACAUGUUAUAUCUUUGAAAGAAGCGCAGAAAGUGAAUAGGUUGCAGAAUGAAAAAAUAAUAGAACAACAACUUCUUGUGGAUCAACUGAGUGAAGAACUAACAAAACUUAACCUGUCAAUGACUUCGUCAGUUAAGGAAACUUGUGGAGAUGGGCCAGAUGCCAGGAUACCUGAAAAGAGACCAUAUACUGUACCAUUUGAUACCCGUUUAGAGCAUUAUAUUUAUAUUCCAGCAAGAUCAGAUUCCAGGAAGGAAUCCUGGCCCCCACUCUUGCUUGGACUGGUUACUGCAGCAGACAUGAAGACUUGCAUGGAAAGACGCAAAGCCUGCCAAGACUUGUUCAAGUCCUGUUUCCUGUUCCAUUGUUCUAGAGUCUACACAAGUCCUUCUGUAUACUCUCUGGAUCGACUAGUUGCUGGAUUUCGAACACGAAGUCAGAUGCUGCUGGGUCACUUAGAAGAGCAGGAUGAAGUCCUCCACUGCCAGUUUUCUGAUAACAGUGAUGAUGAAGAGUCAGAAGGCCAAGAGAAAUCUGAAAUUAGACAUAAAGGUUGCUCGUGGAUUCAAAAGCCAGGCUCUGUUUGUUCUUUUGUUGAAUUGAAUGAUAUUCAGGAUCAAACACAAAAGUCAAGAUUGGAGAAUGAAGAUUUAAAGAUUGAAUGUCUCCAGGAGAGUCAAGGGUUGAAUUUGCAAAAAUUAAGGAAUUCAGAGCUCAUACUUACUGAAGCUAAACAAAAAAUGAGGGAACUUACUAUCAACAUCAAGGUGAAGGAAGAUCUGAUUAAAGAAUUAAUUAAAACAGGUAAUGAUGUCAAGUCUGUAAGCAAACAGUAUUCUCUGAAAGUAACAAAACUUGAACAGGAAGCAGAACAGGCGAAAGUGGAAUUAACUGAAACGCAAAAGCAGCUAGAGGAACUGGAAAACAAAGAUCUUUCUGAUGUUGCUUUGAAGGUAAAAUUACAGAAGGAAUUUCGUAAAAAGAUGGAUGCUGCGAAGCUAAGAGUCCAGGUCUUACAGAAGAAGCAACAAAAUAGUAAGAAAUUGGCAUCACUGUCGAUCCAAAAUGAGAAACGUGCUAAUGAACUAGAGCAGAAUGUAGAUCACAUGAAGCAUCAAAAGGUACAGCUGCAAAAAAGACUUCAAGAAGAAAAUGAGAAAAGGAAGCAACUGGAUGCAGAAAUUAAGCGGGGUCAACAAAAAAUCAAAGAACUACAGUUAAAAACAGAACAGCGAGAAGGUCUAAAACUGAAAGCUGAGGACCUUGAUGCAUUUAAGAUGAAAAGGAGAAAAGGUUCGUUUGGAAGUAUAGACCAACUCCAGAAAUUGGAUGAGCAAAAGAAAUGGUUAGAUGAAGAAGUAGAGAAAGUUCUGAACCAACGCCAAGAAUUAGAGGAGCUGGAAGAAGACUUAAAGAAACGGGAGGCCAUAGUUUGUAAGAAGGAGGCCCUGUUACAGGAGAAGAGCCAUCUGGAAAAUAAGAAGUUACGAUCUAGUCAGGCUUUAAACACAGAUAGUUUGAAAAUAUCAACUCGCCUGAGCUUGUUGGACCAAGAGUUGUCUGAAAAGAAUGUGCAGCUCCAGAACAGCACAGCUGAGGAGAAAAUAAAGAUUUCAGAACAAGUUCAAGCCCUCCAGAAAGAAAAGGAUCAGCUACAGAGAAGAAGAAACAGCGUGGAUGAGAAACUUAAAAAUGGUAGUGUGUUAUCACCUGAAGAAGAACAUGUUCUUUUCCAACUUGAAGAAGGGAUUGAAGCUUUGGAAGCUGCAAUUGAAUACAAGAACGAACAUAUCCAGAGUCGCCAGAACUCACUCAGAGCGUCACUUCAAAAUCUCUCUCAUAGUGAAGAAAAUGUCUUAGAAAAACUAAUCUGCCUGAGUCCUGUUGAGAUUAGAGCUAUUCUUUUCAGAUAUUUCAAUAAGGUGGUUAAUCUGCGAGAAGCUGAACGGAAACUACAGUUACAGAAUGAAGAAAUUAAAAUGAAAGUUCUGGAACGGGAUAAUGUGGUUCGUGAGUUGGAAUCUACACUGGAACAUCUGAAAUUGCAGUGUGACCGGAGACUGACCCUUCAGCAAAAGGAACACGAGCAAAAAAUGCAGCUUCUGCUACAUCAUUUCAAAGAGCAAGACGGGGAAGGCACUGUGGAAACUUUUAAAAAUUAUGGAGAUAAAAUCCAGCAGCUGGAAAGAGAGCUUUAUUUCUAUAAGAAAACCAGCAGAGAUCUUAAGAAGAAACUUAAGGAAUUGGUAGGGGAAGCAAUUCAGCGACAACUAGUACCAUCAGAAAAUCAUGAUGCUGGAAAUGGAGUACAGAACCCAGAAGAAGCAGGCAUGGUUUCAGAAGAAUUAAAAUGGGCAUCCAGAACUGAAAGUAUAAAAUUAAGUGGAAGGGAAAGACAAUUGGACAGUUCCACAAGCAGUUCAAGAACACAACCAAAUCCUCAGAAGCUCUGGGAAGAAGGCACAGAAUUACCACCAAUUUAUAGCUCUUUAGCACCCACUAGUGGGCAUUUGUUAAGCAAUGAGGCCAAAACAGAAAGGGAUGGCAAUCAGUUUACAAAAUCUCACAGUCGACCAACACCCCAAAUUCAGCCAGUAGGAAAUGUGGCACAGUUGCAUACUGUCACACGUGUAAAGUUGUGUCGCAAAGAGUUACGUCAGAUUUCUGCCUUGGAACUGUUGUUACGAAGUUCCAGUCUUGGAGUUGGGGUUGGAUCUAUGACUGCUGAUUCCAUUGAAGUAGCUAGGAAAAUGAGUGACUUAAAAACUUAGGCAUUUAAUAAGAAAAAUUUUAAUUUAGUAGGUGGGUAAGAUUCCUUUUUCUAAUCUGUUAAAAAUUAAAGCUUAAGCUCACUAGCUGUUCCCUCAGGAUAAAAGAAGAAGGGGAGGAAGUAAUCCCUAAUCCUUUUGUAUACCAUGGAUAUGUAUAUCUUCUAUAGUAUAUUUGAGGAGUUUUAAUUUGUAUUUCCAUAAUAACCAAACACAUGCUUUAUCAAGUAAUGGAACAUUUAAAUGUUUCCACUUCUAAAUUUGCUUAAAAUUUUUUCCAGGCAUAUUUGAAGAACAAAACUAAGAGUAGAAUAAUAAACUAAAAUAUCCAUUAAAUGUAUAUUAUUAUAUAAUAUAAAAGUAUAUUAUUAAGUAUAUUGUUAUAUUAUAAAAGUAUGUUA